Messenger RNA from Naegleria lovaniensis, 594 nucleotides. RefSeq lists its product as uncharacterized. The coding region runs from base 1 to 594 and encodes 197 amino acids. NCBI's taxonomy places the organism in Eukaryota, Heterolobosea, Eutetramitea, Acrasida, Naegleriidae. The transcript has a single exon. The record is from RefSeq and is a predicted model, not a curated record.
AUGCCUCAACACCGUACUAAGGCUCGUUAUUUAUUGGGAGUCAUUUUGUUGGUGCUUUGUUUCAGCGGUUAUACUUUGCUGGAGAGUACACUGGCCACAUCAUCUACUUCCGACCUCCCGUCAAUCAAAGACACACCCAAUCUUGAUUCAAAGCAACAAACACCCUUAGAAACUCCAAAACAAUUAUCAAAGGAGGUGUAUGAUAAAGUAAUGGCUACGAUGGAUGCCCUUCUCAAACGGCUACACCAACAACAUUUAUCCCUCAAAACGCAAGUAGAGAAUGCUCAAAUGCAGCUCUUGAUCGCCCAACAGGACGAACAACACGCCCGUACCACCUACGAGAAACUUCAAAAGCAAUACUUCGCAUCCAAAUUAAAGAGAGCAUCUGCAGCAGCCAAGCUGAAAGCUGCUUUGAAAGCAUUCAAACAAGCACAGAAAGAAUCAAGCAAAUCGCUCUCCCGAUACAACAAAAUGAUCAAGGCAAAGACCGAUGUUGACGGAAAAUAUCAACAGGAACGAAAGAAAUUGGCAACUCUCAAGAAGAAGGCUCAAGAAUUGUUAGAUAUUCGCAACAAACAACAGAAAAUGAAUUAA